AUUCCUUACGAUUUAAAAGAUAUAACAAAUCUUAAAGUAACAGGUUCAAUUAAAAAAAGUUAUAAUCAAAUUGCAGAUGCUAUUAAUACUAAGUUUAGAAGUAUUAGAAACAAGAGACAUCGUAAACUUGAGCCUGUUGAAGAAAUUGAAAAUGGUAUUGAUACUAGUAGUAUUACUGAAGAACAUGUUGAAAGCUCUAAUAAUAAUGAAGUAUCUUAUACUCGAAAAGAAGUUGAAAAAAAAUUAGCAGUUGAUGAAAGACAUGAAAAUUUUAGAAAAAAAUAG
Racocetra fulgida is the source of this 285-nucleotide messenger RNA. Lineage: Eukaryota; Fungi; Glomeromycota; Glomeromycetes; Diversisporales; Gigasporaceae. The record is from the annotation of a GenBank genome assembly.